Molecule: messenger RNA, 1632 nt
Organism: Humulus lupulus (European hop)
Lineage: Eukaryota; Viridiplantae; Streptophyta; Magnoliopsida; Rosales; Cannabaceae
Product: anthocyanin 5-aromatic acyltransferase-like
Exons: 1
Coding region: 125-1543 (472 amino acids)
Source: RefSeq, a predicted model, not a curated record
CGAAUUAUUUAAAUUAUCACUAAUAUUUCAUUUUUAUUAAUUAUUUAAAUCAUAAAAAAAAAAACAAAAACUUCAUGGCUCUAUUUAUAUACUUUCUAGUUUAUAAUUAGUCUGAGCAACAACAAUGGCGACGAAGGUGUUAGAGGAGUGUUCCAUCAGCCCCGCCGGACCACCGAUCACCUCACCACCGUCGCCGCCGUCUUCAACAGCUCUCCCUCUAACCUUUCUGGACAUUCCAUGGCUGUUCUUCCCUCCAAGCCGACCUCUCUUCUUCUACAACUUUCCCCAUCCACUCACUCACUUCACCUCCACACUUGUCCCAAAGCUAAAGCUCUCUCUCUCCCUCGCUCUCCGCCACUUCUACCCCUUCGCCGCCGCCCUCCUCCUUCCACCGAUCCCACCUUCCAAACCCCACAUCGUCGCCGGACCUCACGACUCCGUCGAGUUCACCGUCGCCGAGUCCGACUCCGACUUCGACCAGCUCUCCGGGCUUUACAGCCAGAUAGAUGCAGCGGAGCUUCGAGCACUUGCGCCGCCGUUGUUGCCACGUGCCGCACGUGCCAAUAUGGUUCCUCUAAUGGCUGUCCGAGUCACCGUCUUUCCCAACUCAGGGUUUUGCUUAGGACUCGCUCUGAACCAUGUCGUUGCUGAUGCUAGAACCUUCAACAACUUCAUGAAGCUUUGGUCAACGUUUUGCGUUGACCAUCAUCAUGAUCGAUCAUCUUUGCCGUGUUAUGAUCGGACGGUCAUCGUUGAUACACGUGGACUGGAGGGUGUCUUCUUGAAUGAGUGGUGGAAACGAAGAACCCUAUCUUCAUCACCAUCAAGGGUUCUUGACAAUGGUGCUUGUGAUGAUGAACUUGUCCGUACAAGUUUUGUUCUAGGGUUUGGAGAAAUGGACAAGAUCAAGAGUAGGAUCCGAGUCCUUAAUCUUGAACAACAACCAAAACAUUCACAAUUACUAGAUUUAAUAUCUCCCUAUGUUGUCACGUGCGCAUUUUUAUGGGUUUGUGUGCUAAAAACCCAAGAAAGAGUAGGUCAAGAUAGUGCAUUACAUCAUAAUGACGAGGAUCCGAACUAUUUCGGGUUUAUCGCGGGCGGGUUGACCCGGUUUGAGCAUCCGGUCCCGGUCACAUACUUGGGCAACUGUGUAGGGUUCGGGCGAGCGAAGGCGUCGAGGGGUGAGUUAUUGGGAGAGUACGGACUAGUUGUGGCGGCCAGAGCAAUAAAGAGAACCGUGAUUAGGUUGGACGAAGGGUUCUUGGGCGAGGCAGAUAGGUGGAUAUCGGAGUGGGCAGAACUGAUCGGGUCGGAUAUCCAUGUGAUGGCAUGCGGGUCUCCUAAGGUGGAUUUUUAUGGUAGGGAUUUUGGGUGGGGCAAGCCAAAGAAGAUUGAGGAAAUUGAGAUAGAUAGUACAAAGGCAAUUUCAUUGAGUGAGAGUAGAGAUGUCAAGGGUGGGAUUGAGAUUGGGUUAGUGUUGCCUAAGCUUCAAAUGGAUGCUUUUACUCUUUUGUUCAAGGAAGGUCUCAUGGCUUGUUAUUGAUUAAUUACUUUCUAUUAUGAGAAUAAUGACUGAGAUUAGUCACCCAAAAUUUAUAAGAGAAAUUUGUGAAAAUAGUUUUUUUUUAAGUA